Neoarthrinium moseri is the source of this 1623-nucleotide messenger RNA. RefSeq lists its product as uncharacterized. Gene Ontology annotation, biological process: transmembrane transport. Gene Ontology annotation, cellular component: fungal-type vacuole membrane. The record is from RefSeq and is a predicted model, not a curated record. The transcript is spliced from 3 exons. Gene Ontology annotation, molecular function: transmembrane transporter activity. The coding region runs from base 1 to 1623 and encodes 540 amino acids. Lineage: Eukaryota; Fungi; Ascomycota; Sordariomycetes; Amphisphaeriales; Apiosporaceae.
AUGUCAAGCAUCGUGGCCCCCAUCAGGUGGUUUUACCACGAAUUUGGCAUUGCUGCUAUUCACGAGACCGGCAGAAAUGCUUGGCUCAUAAUCCUGGCCCGAGCUUGCCGAAUGUUCGCCUAUGGAACGAAUUCGCUGAUCUUGGCUAUUUUCUUUUCGGCCCUUGACUUUUCUGAUCACCAGAUCGGGUUGUUUAUGACCCUAACGCUUCUGGGAGAUGUUUUUCUCGGGACGUUCCUCACUCUUGUCGCCGAUAAGCUUGGCAGGCGCAAGGUGCUGAUGGCAGGCUCAUUCCUCAUGGUAGUGAGCGGUGUCGUAUUUGCCGUCUUUGAGGAUUUCUGGAUCCUCCUUCUGGCCGCAAUCGUGGGAGUUAUCAGCGUCACUGGUGGUGAUUUCGGACCGUUCAGGAGUAUCGAAGAGUCCAUACUGUCUCAACUCACCACGCCGUCCACGCGAUCAGAUGUAUUGGCCUGGUACGUCACAACGUCAACUCUUGGCUCCUCGAUAGGGAGCGAGGCAUCAGGGCGCAUUAUCCGCUAUUUAGAAGAAAGAGACGGCUGGACCACAGUCGAUGCGUACCAUGCUCUCUUCUGGGUUUACGGUAUCAUGGGCAUCGUGAAUGCUUGUUUGGUUCUCCUUUUGACCGACAGCUGUGAAAUGGAAGACAAGAAGGAAGCAUACUCACAGCUGCCUCAAUCUGAGGACCAGAGCAUCGCACCUCCUGAAGCAUCGAUAACUCCCACGCCUGAACCACUUUCACCAAACCGGAACCGCUUCAUGAGAUGGGCGACCUGGCUUUCCUCGCAACUAGCCCAGAUCUCGGCACCCACCCGCUCGGUCAUGUAUAAGUUAUGGUUCCUUUUAGCUGUGGACUCACUGGCUGACGGCAUGGUUCCGUACUCUAUGACGAAUUAUUACAUGGACAUCACAUUUCAUCCCGAUAAGGCAACAUUGGGUGAUGUCCAGUCUGUCAGUUAUUUUCUCGGCGCCAUUUCUGGCGUUUUUGCGGGUCCCCUUUCCCGCAGGAUCGGACUGAUCAACACCAUGGUCUUCACGCAUAUCCCAUCUUCGGCAGCCGUACUUCUGUUCCCAUUUCCACCUUAUUUUUGGAUGGCUGCAGCACUUCUGUUUGUCCGUGCGGGGCUGAAUAACAUGGACCAGGCACCGCGAACAGCAUUCAUUGCCGCUGUGGUAAAGCCAGAAGAGAGAACAGCAGUCAUGGGCAUCACCACCAUGCUCCGAACAUUGGCCGCAAUGUCCGGGCCUACGUUUACAGGUUUUCUCGCUGCGGGUGAUAAGUUCUGGAUAGCCUUUGUGGUUGCUGGUAGCUGCCGGCUAGCGUAUGAUCUUGGCCUGUAUGCCAUGUUCGUUAACAUGAAGCUGUACCAGCACGAAAGCGACUCGAUAGAUCACACAACCAGUUCUGGCGGGAGGAGGGAACCGGACGAAGAGGAGAUAUUGGAAAUGGCUAGUCUCGACAGUUUCGAAAGUGAUUUCGAGACCGAAGACAAAGUCAAGGCAAAGGAUGAGCAGAAAGAAGCGAGGGGGCAAUUGCAGGUCUCCAAGCACAUUGACACAGUUAGAAGUAGAAGCCCUCAUCGGCCCGGUGGACUAGAUGGCUAG